AUGGAACACCAAGAGGAGCUCCCGAGCAUAGUCGAAUUGAAUGUGGGAGGCGUCUUCUACACAACAACUUUGACAACCUUAACAAAGGAACCCGACUCCCAUCUGUCUUCCAUCUUCACCGGAAACUCCCCAGUACCCAAAGACGCAAAAGGGAAGUUCUUUCUGGACAGAGACGGAGUCCUUUUUCGAUAUGUUUUGGACUUUCUUAGGAACCAAGCUCUGGUGUUGCCGGAAGGGUUCAGGGAAAGGGAGAGAUUGAGGCAGGAAGCCAAUUUUUAUGGACUACCAGGGCUUGAUAAGGCCAUAACAGAUCAUGUGGAUGGUCCCAUACAAUGUAAAAAAGCUCCUGGAUAUAUCACGGUUGGAUACAGAGGAAGCUUCUCAUUUGGACGUGAUGGAUCAGUGGAUGUCAAAUUCCGCAAAUUAUUCAGAAUUUUGGUCAGUGGAAGAGUUGCGCUUUGUAGAGACGUUUUUGGAGAGACUCUUAACGAAAGCCGGGAUCCAGAUCAUGGGAUGUCGGAUAGAUAUACAUCGAGAUUCUUUUUGAAACAUAGUUUCAUCGAGCAGGCAUUUGACAUGCUGCAAGAACAGGGAUUUAAAUUGGCUGGAAGUUGCGGUUCAGGGACUUCUGGUGGGAGUGUCGAGCAACGUGGAGGAGACUCUGAAGAGAAUCGAUGGAAUCAUUACAAUGAAUUCGUUUUUGUGCGCGAGUAACCAUGUCGCAUUUCAAUCGACCACAAAUCGUAGAAUCGAAAGAAAAGUGAUGAGAAUCUUGCGAAGUUCAUUCUCGAUCGAGAUCAAGUGAUGUUUCAGUACUUGUUGGACCUUUUCAGGUGGACGAAGCACUGAAAAAAAUCGCUGGAAUCACUAUAAUGAGUUUGUUUUCAUGCGCGAGUAGCUAUGUCACUUUUCGAUGGACCACCAUUCCUAAAAUCGAGGAGAAGAAAGUCUAAACGAUCUUAGGAA
Messenger RNA from Orussus abietinus, 966 nucleotides. It is a transcript of the gene Ktl, whose product is annotated as BTB/POZ domain-containing protein KCTD12. The transcript has a single exon. Bases 1 to 714 code for a protein of 237 amino acids. Lineage: Eukaryota; Metazoa; Arthropoda; Insecta; Hymenoptera; Orussidae. The record is from RefSeq and is a predicted model, not a curated record. Gene Ontology annotation, molecular function: protein binding. Gene Ontology annotation, biological process: protein homooligomerization.